Molecule: messenger RNA, 695 nt
Organism: Acaulospora colombiana
Lineage: Eukaryota; Fungi; Glomeromycota; Glomeromycetes; Diversisporales; Acaulosporaceae
Source: the annotation of a GenBank genome assembly
ACCAAAUGGAAUAUCAAAGUAUACCGGAAGCCACUCCUGUCGAAGAGGAGUAUGAGUCAUCAAUUUGUACAACACAGAUCAAUCGUCCUAAGAGUGAAAAUGAGUUAGCAUUUGAAAAUUUCCUUUUGACGCAUGCUCAUGAUGGACCGCCGAUUCAGGUUAUUAACGACGUUGACACUCAAGGAAUUCCACCAGAUUUCACGUACGUUGACCGCUACCUUUACGGUGAAGGUGGUAUUUGUAAAGGGAAUAAGUGCAGAUGUUUGAAAGAGCUGAACGUGGGAAAACUAAACUACUCGCGAGAAACUGGUCAAGUUAAGCGAGGCCGUAAGGUUCACUUGGCGAUAAAAAGGUAUCCUGAGAAGGGAUGGGGGGUGAUUGCCACAAAACGGAUCGAGGCAAACGUGUUCAUCACAUAUUAUUACGGCGAGAUCAUAACAGCGGCUGAGGCAGACCUCCGUGGAAGCAAAUAUGAUGCAGUUGGAAGGACAUAUUUGUUCGAUCUCGACUUUUGCGAUGAUGGAACAAACGAGAAUACCAAGUGUCUUUACACAAUUGACGCGUGGCGCUAUGGGAAUAUCUCCCACUUCUUCAACCAUUCGUGCGAUCCGAACCUUGUGGUUUAUCCGGUGAUGAAUGAUAAUGGAGAUAUCAGGCUCCAUCACAUUGCAUUCUUUUCCAAGAAGGUCAUAGAG